UCAGCUUUUGGAUUGCUUCUUGUAUUCCGAGGAGCGCUUUAUUGUACGCAAAAUGGCGGGUCCUACACCUCUUAAUAAAAAGACCAUUGUGAAAAAGCGAACGAAGAAAUUCGCUCGUCAUCAGUCCGACUUGUUUCUUCGCAUCGCCAACUCUUCAUGGCGCAAACCCAAGGGUAUUGAUGGCCGUGUCCGGCGCCGAUUCAAGGGAUCAAUCCCUAUGCCCUCUAUUGGCUACGGGUCCGACAAACAGACGCGCAAUGUCCACCCACACGGAUUCAAGACUGUCGUGAUCAACAAUGUUUCGGAAUUAGAAAUGUUGAUGAUGCAUAAUCGUACUUAUGCUGCUACGGUGGCCCAUUCUGUUUCCAGCCGUAUCAGACGGGAAAUUGUGGAACGUGCCGAACAGCUUGCCAUCCGUGUAACCAACGCAAACGCCAAGCUGCGGGCGGAGGAAGAUGCUUAAGCAAUUGGUUUCAGCCGUGAGACGCCUUCGGGUCUGGAAUGCCUAAACACUGGAGUGAAAAAUGAUUAUUUUCAGAAACAAGCUAUGUUUAACUUUAGAAUCACGCCUUACUUUCUCGG
Phaeodactylum tricornutum CCAP 1055/1 is the source of this 582-nucleotide messenger RNA. RefSeq lists its product with no specific name. Gene Ontology annotation, biological process: translation. The record is from RefSeq and is a predicted model, not a curated record. NCBI's taxonomy places the organism in Eukaryota, Bacillariophyta, Bacillariophyceae, Surirellales, Neidiaceae. The transcript is spliced from 2 exons. Gene Ontology annotation, molecular function: structural constituent of ribosome. Gene Ontology annotation, cellular component: cytosolic large ribosomal subunit; ribosome. Bases 53 to 463 code for a protein of 136 amino acids.